AUGUGUUCCAGACAAAGCUCCGGAGGCUGCCAUGGGAUGUCCUCCCAGUCCAGCGGGUGCCACAGCGGAGGCUCCAGUUGCCACGGGAGCGGCUCCUCCAGUUACCAGUCCCAAGGCUCCUCCUGCUGUGGGGGUGGAGGGAGCUCCGGAAAAGUCAUCAUCACCUCUGGUGGUGGAGGAGGGGGAUCUUGCUGCAGUGGGGGCUCCUCUGGAUAUGGGAUAGGAGGGGGAUACGGUGGUGGAUCAUCAGGAUCAAAGAGCAUCAUUGGAGGGGGAAGCAGCGGAGGAUGCUCAGGUUAUGGCAUGGGAGGAGGGUACGGUGGUGGCUCUUCAGGAUCAAAGAGCAUCAUUGGAGGUGGAGGUAGUGGAGGUUCCUCUGGUUACUGUGGUGGAGGAUCUUCGGGUUAUGGCAUGGGUGGAGAAUGUGGUGGUGUGUCUUCAGGAACCAAGAUCAUAUUGGGAGAGGGAAGCAGUGGAGGUUCUUCCGGAUGCUGUGGUGGAGGAUCCAGCUAUGGGAUGGGUGGAGGGUACGGUGGUGGAUCCUCAGGAUCAAAGAGCAUCAUUGUAGGUGGAGGUUCCUCUGGAUGCUGCAGUGGGGGCUCCUCCAGCUACGGAAUGGGUGGAGGAUAUGGUGGAUCUUCAGGAUCAAAGAGCAUCAUUGGAGGUGGAAGCACUGGGGGUUCCUCUGGAUGCUGUGGUGGAGGAUCCAGCUAUGGGAUGGGUGGAGGAUAUGGCGGUGGAUCUUCAGGAUCAAAGACCAUCAUUGUAGGGGGAGGUAGUGGAGGUUCCUCUGGAUGCUGUGGUGGAGGAUCCAGCUAUGGGAUGGGUGGAGGGUACGGUGGUGGAUCCUCAGGAUCAAAGAGCAUCAUUGUAGGGGGAGGUAGUGGAGGAUCCUCUGGAUACUGUGGUGGAGGAUCUUCAGGUUAUGGCAUGGGAGGAGGGUACGGUGGUGGCUCUUCAGGAGGGAAGACCAUCAUUGGAGGUGGAUCCUCAGGAUGCUGUGGUGGAGGAUCCAGCUAUGGGAUGGGAGGAGGAUGCAGCAGCGGCUCCUCGGGCCAGACCAUCAUCAUCAGCUCUGGAGGUGGCGGCGGAGGCUCCUCCCAGCAGAAAUGUCCCAUUGUCAUCCCCAGCGUGGUGUCCCACCAGAGCAAGCAGAGCUCCUACUGGCCCUACGGCCAGCAGAAGUAA
Molecule: messenger RNA, 1188 nt
Organism: Passer montanus (Eurasian tree sparrow)
Lineage: Eukaryota; Metazoa; Chordata; Aves; Passeriformes; Passeridae
Product: loricrin-like
Exons: 1
Coding region: 1-1188 (395 amino acids)
Source: RefSeq, a predicted model, not a curated record